UGCAUGCACCACUUUCACUAAAUACUUCUCUUGGCAUAUCUAUUUUUCCCUCUCUAUUGCUACACAAAACCAAGGCAUAUCAUCAUACAUCAUCAGUUGAGAUGAAAAAUAUUGGAUUUCUUGCGGUGGUGGUAGCUACGUUUGUGGUGGCAGCCACCGCUGGUAGCUUCUUCCAAGACUUUGAGUUAACAUGGGGUGGUGGUCGUGCCAAAAUCCUUGAAAAUGGAAACCUCCUUACUCUCUCCCUAGACAAGGCUUCUGGCUCUGGCUUUCGUUCCAAAAACGAGUACUUGUUUGGAAAAAUUGACAUGCAGCUCAAACUAGUGCCUGGAAACUCAGCUGGCACUGUCACAGCCUAUUAUCUGUCUUCUCUGGGACCUACUCAUGAUGAAAUAGACUUCGAAUUUUUGGGCAACUUGAGUGGUGAUCCUUACACUCUUCACACCAACGUAUUCAGCCAAGGAAAAGGGAAUAGAGAACAACAGUUUCAUCUAUGGUUUGACCCCACCAAGGACUUCCACACAUACUCCGUCCAAUGGAAUCCUGCAAGCAUCAUAUUUUCUGUGGAUGGAACACCAAUAAGGGAGUUCAAGAAUUUGGAGACAAAGGGUGUUCCAUUCCCCAAGAACCAACCUAUGAGAAUAUACUCUAGCUUAUGGGAUGCUGAGGAUUGGGCCACGAGAGGUGGGCUUGUGAAAACGGACUGGAGCCAGGCCCCAUUCACGGCCUCAUACAGAAACUUCAAUGCAGAAGCUUGUGUUCGGUCUUCUUCAGGUUCUUCUUCAUGUUCUUCCUCCUCUGGCCAGUCACUGGAUGCCACGGGGCAAGCCAAGCUUCGUUUGGUGCAAAAGAACUACAUGAUUUACAACUACUGCACUGAUAUCAGACGUUUUCCACAAGGGCUCCCUCCAGAAUGUUCCUUUGCAUGAGGAUCAACAUGAACAUCGUCGGAAUCAACCAACCAAAGUUGCAUAUAUUAUACUUUAGAAAUUGUCCCAAUAUACGUAAAUGCAUGUUUUGUUAAUUCCUUUUCUUGUAUGAAUUUGUUGAGCUAAAACUAUGAUUGUUGAUCUGUGCUUUGUUGAGCACCGACAGAUAAAUUGUGUGCUAAAUCAUAUUCAUGGCACUGUGUAAUGUGCUGCAAUUGUAAACUAUGCCAAUUAAUAAAUUUGUCUCAGAGGGUUAAAAAGUUCAUGCAA
Messenger RNA from Vigna radiata var. radiata (mung bean), 1199 nucleotides. Its product is annotated as probable xyloglucan endotransglucosylase/hydrolase protein 23. Gene Ontology annotation, cellular component: apoplast; cell wall. The transcript is spliced from 3 exons. Gene Ontology annotation, biological process: xyloglucan metabolic process; cell wall biogenesis. The record is from RefSeq and is a predicted model, not a curated record. Bases 102 to 929 code for a protein of 275 amino acids. Gene Ontology annotation, molecular function: hydrolase activity, hydrolyzing O-glycosyl compounds; xyloglucan:xyloglucosyl transferase activity. Lineage: Eukaryota; Viridiplantae; Streptophyta; Magnoliopsida; Fabales; Fabaceae.